Octopus bimaculoides (California two-spot octopus) is the source of this 1372-nucleotide messenger RNA. RefSeq lists its product as uncharacterized. The record is from RefSeq and is a predicted model, not a curated record. NCBI's taxonomy places the organism in Eukaryota, Metazoa, Mollusca, Cephalopoda, Octopoda, Octopodidae. Gene Ontology annotation, molecular function: chitin binding.
AACGAUAACACUGCAGUCUGGCUUCUUUCACACAACGGGUCUCGCAGAUACACACACUCAGAGUAUACAUUCGUAACAGAUUUGGUCAUCACAAUAUCCUUGUUUAAUAUUAAUCCAGUGAUCUAUUAAGCCAAGCGAGUAUCGUUCAGUCAAUGACAAUGAAUCUGUUUUCUGUGUGUUUAACUCUGCUGCUGUGUCAUGCCUGCGACAGUCAACCGAAACCAGAAACCGAAAGUCCGAUGACAUCACUGAAACAACUGACAUAUACGCCAGACACCCCACAUUUAACUACCACAUUUAACUACUCCCUGCAAACACCACAACAAACUUCUGUAUCAACAAAUAAUACCGAAACAAACACUUCCUUAUUUCAAGAAGAAUCUGGAAACUUAAGCUUAGUGUUAUCUACGACAGAGGCGGUGGGAAAUAUAACUGAAAUUCCUCAACAAGAUGCACUGAAUGAUAACGAUCAAGUGAUGUAUGUAAACAAUUUGACUGAGACAGCAUCGCAAAAAGUUGUCGGAAAAUCAAAUAAGAAUGAUACAGAAGUAAAGUGCAGUGGAUAUCUUCCGGAUGAAUCUAAUGCUCACCAAUUCCAAGUGUUUGCUUUUGAGAGAUGGGUCAUUCAAAAAUGUCAUUACGGUUUAAUCUGGAACCAAGAUCUUUGCCAGUGUGAUUGGGCACCAGGACAUCAGUUUUUUUCUCCAACUGAAGAAGGAGGCUGCGAUCUCACCUUAAACAUUACAUUCGAUGAAAGCAUCAUUCGUGACUACGCAAAAAAUGCUUUUAUAAGUGUUGAGCAAAAAGUAGAAAUACGCCCAGCCAACAGGAACGAACAAGAGGAUAGUCUUAGUGGCUAUUUCGAUCCAGGAUUAUUACGAAUUCUUUUCUUCGCUGGGAACUCAUACAGUAAUCAUCUGAAAAUUGAAUUCUAUUUUAAACGAAUAGAAUUAGCAACAAACUCCACUGAAAUGGUGAUACUCUCUAACGCCUGUUAUGAUAGUGAAAAUAACACCUCUGAAUCUACAUUAAGUCUUACUCUGUUUCCAAAAAUUAAUGUAAUAGGAUUCACCAUAAACGAACACUACGAAGAAGGCCAAGUUAAUUUGGAAGCUGAAAUCUGGCACCAAGUUAACAUUACAAUAACAAAAGGCAACGUUGUAAUAAAUAUGGACGGACAGGAAGUUCUAAAAUCACACAUGUUUCCAGAAUAUAUACGGAAUUCCCAAUGUCCUCUUACCAUUGGAGGUGACCCAACUAAACAGCAAUUUUUCUAUGGUUACAUAGAUGAUAUCUUGCUGUGGAGGCAGUGUUCACCAAAUUAAGGACGAAACUGUGGUUUACAUUUAGGUUCUAUUUGUAACACUUCACA